This is a messenger RNA of Sphenostylis stenocarpa, 240 nucleotides long. Lineage: Eukaryota; Viridiplantae; Streptophyta; Magnoliopsida; Fabales; Fabaceae. The record is from the annotation of a GenBank genome assembly.
AUGAGCAGAUCAGGGCAACCACCGGAUUUGAAGAAGUACAUGGACAAGAAGCUUCAAAUCAAGCUGAAUGCAAAUCGCAUGAUUGUUGGAACUCUCCGUGGCUUUGACCAGUUUAUGAAUUUGGUUGUUGACAACACAGUGGAAGUGAAUGGCAAUGAGAAAACGGACAUAGGGAUGGUGGUAAUCAGAGGAAAUAGUGUGGUCACGGUUGAGGCGCUUGAACCUGUGAACAGGACCUGA